This is a messenger RNA of Cryptosporidium muris RN66, 1032 nucleotides long. Its product is annotated as zinc finger, C3HC4 type domain-containing protein. Bases 1 to 1032 code for a protein of 343 amino acids. NCBI's taxonomy places the organism in Eukaryota, Apicomplexa, Conoidasida, Eucoccidiorida, Cryptosporidiidae. The record is from RefSeq and is a predicted model, not a curated record. The transcript has a single exon.
AUGAAUUACUAUCGACAUGAUGAAGAAUCAAAUGAUAUUGGAAAUGAACAUACAUUGUCGUGGUCUAUUCAACUAGGACCAGAAAAUGAAGUAGAGCAAGGAGGAAGUCAUAAUAGAUUUAAUACAAAUGAAAUUCCCUUAGAUAAUAAUAACUUAACUCAUGAAUUACUUGAGAUUAGAAACUCUCGGAGAUUACUAAUUGCAUUAAUUAUCAAUACUUCAAUAUUACUAUUUAUUAUAAGUCUGUUCUGUUCUAUUGUAUCUAUAUUAGUAAAAAAUUGGGGUGUAACAUGUGAUAGAAGUUUGAAAAUAUGGUGUAUUGUAUGGUUUGUAAGAUUUUUAUUAUCAACUAUAAUAAGAUUUGUAGCAAGUACAUUUGCAAAUAUUCUCGGAAGAACUAUUCCUGUAACUAUGUUAUAUUUCAUUCAUAUUAUUCAUAUUUUUGGAAUAGCAUGGUGGUUUUAUGGAAUAAAACUUAUUUUUAUAACACCUCCAGACAAAAACUGUAGUGAUACUUUAACUUUCGCUCAAAUUUUGUUUUGGUAUCAGUUUAUACUCUUACUUUUACCUAUAUUACUUGCAUUUAUAUUAUGUAUAUCCGUAUUCAAUUUAAUACAUAGAAUUGGACUUCAAAGACAAUCUAAAUCAGUACCAGAAGAAUUAAUGGAUAAAAUAGAAUCCAUGGAAUUGAUUGAUUAUAUUAACAAACUUCAAAGUGAAAAUUACAAUGUAACUAUAUUUUAUGAAAAUAAUACUAAUAAAGAAAUCAUAGAUAAUCAGAGUACUGACAACUAUUCAAAUUCUUUAUAUAAUAGAAAUAAUACUGUGGACAAUGAAUAUAUUAAAUAUAUUACACUCAGUAAAGUUUGUCCAAUUUGUGUUCAAGAUAUUAAUGAUAAUGAUCAUAUACGUAUAUUACCAUGUGAUGUUCGCCAUAUAUAUCAUAAAGAUUGUAUAGAUGGAUGGUUUCAACAAAAUAAUGCUUGUCCUAUAUGUAGAUCUGAUGUAGUAUUACUUCUUCAAAAUAAGUAG